AUGGAUCACACGCGCGACCCCUGCCCCUGGGUUGCCCUGAGCGACUUCGGCGGUGCCUUUUGUAUGGGUGCCAUCGGUGGUGCCGUCUGGCACGGUGUCAAGGGUUUCCGCAAUAGUCCCUACGGCGAGCGCCGGAUAGGUGCUCUCACAGCUAUCAAGGCGCGUGCUCCCGUCCUCGGUGGUAACUUCGGCUGCUGGGGAGGACUUUUCAGUAUAUACGACUGUUCAAUCAAGGGAAUUCGCAAGAAGGAAGACCCUUAUAAUGCUAUCAUCGCUGGUUUCUUCACCGGCGGCUCCCUCGCCAUCCGUGGUGGUUACAAGGCCGCCCGAAACUCCGCUAUUAUGUGUGCUGUCUUCCUUGCUGUAAUUGAGGGUGUCGGCAUUGGUUUCCAGCGUAUGAUGGCUGAUAACACAAAGCUCGAGCUUCCUCCCCCUCCUCCAUCUGAGCAGAAGGCCUUGGCUUAA
Messenger RNA from Penicillium crustosum, 465 nucleotides. Its product is annotated as Mitochondrial inner membrane translocase subunit Tim17/Tim22/Tim23/peroxisomal protein PMP24. NCBI's taxonomy places the organism in Eukaryota, Fungi, Ascomycota, Eurotiomycetes, Eurotiales, Aspergillaceae. Gene Ontology annotation, cellular component: mitochondrial inner membrane; TIM23 mitochondrial import inner membrane translocase complex. The transcript has 2 exons. The record is from RefSeq and is a predicted model, not a curated record. Gene Ontology annotation, molecular function: transmembrane protein transporter activity. The coding region runs from base 1 to 465 and encodes 154 amino acids. Gene Ontology annotation, biological process: protein import into mitochondrial matrix.